AUGGGUGCCCUCUUAUCAUUGCCGCUCAUGGCAUUGCCUAGCGUUGGCACACUGAUCACGCUCGGUGGAUCAUGCUGCGGCGCAGCGACCUGCUCUGCGGUCUGCAGUGCUUGUGGGAAGUUUCAGAACAGCAUGGCAACGCGAAUCGCAUACGCUUUUAUUCUGCUCAUCAACUCCAUAGUCUCGUGGAUCAUGCUCACGCCGUGGGCGAUGAAGAAAUUACAACAUUUGACUCUAGAUUACAUGGAGAUUACCUGCGACGGCAAGGAAUGUCACGGCUGGGUUGCCGUCCACCGCAUUAAUUUCGGCCUCGGUCUCUUCCAUCUUAUCUUGGCACUUUUGCUGCUGGGUGUGAAAAACACCAGAGACAGUCGUGCGGCUUUGCAGAAUGGCUUCUGGGGCCCGAAGAUCCUUUUCUGGAUUGGAUUCGUUGUCAUGUCAUUCUUCAUUCCCGAGCCCUUCUUCUUCGCUUAUGGUAACUACAUCGCCUUUUUCUGCGCCAUGCUCUUCCUGCUGCUGGGAUUGAUUCUGUUGGUUGAUCUUGCACACACUUGGGCCGAGCUUUGUCUGCAGAAGAUCGAGGACAGUGAUUCACGCUUGUGGCGCGGCUUGCUGAUUGGCUCAACCCUGGGUAUGUAUCUGGCUUCUCUGGUGAUGACAAUUCUCAUGUACAUCUUCUUUGCCAAGAGCGGAUGCUCGAUGAAUCAGGCGGCCAUUACCGUCAAUUUGAUCGUGUUCUUGAUCAUCUCUGCGGUGUCCGUGCAACCGGCGGUUCAAGAGUCCAACCCUCGUGCUGGACUGGCUCAAGCCGCUAUGGUCACGGUGUACUGCACCUAUCUCACACUGUCCGCUGUGUCCAUGGAGCCGGAUGACAAGAACUGCAACCCACUGAUUCGCUCCAGUGGAACUCGGACUGUUACCAUUAUCCUGGGCGCCAUCGUGACCAUGGCCACUGUCGCGUACACUACCACGCGAGCUGCCACUCAAGGAAUUGCCCUGGGUUCAAAGGGUGGUCAAGGUUAUAUCCAGCUUGGCGAAGAUAAUGAGCACGGACUGGUCACCCAGCAGCCCAACGCUCGUCGCGAGAUGCGUGCCGAGGCUCUCCGUGCUGCCGUGGAGAGUGGUAGCCUGCCGGCCAGUGCCUUGGACGAGAGCGAUGACGAGGAUGACUUUGAGACCACGAGCAAGGAUGAUGAGCGAGGUUCCACCCAGUACAGCUACACGCUCUUCCACAUCAUCUUCUUCUUGGCCACAACCUGGGUGGCAACGCUUUUGUCGCAGGGUAUCACUAUCGAUUCUAAUAUGGACUUUGUCCCGGUCGGCCGGACUUACUGGGCUAGCUGGGUGAAGAUUUUCAGCUCCUGGGUGUGCUAUGCGAUCUACCUCUGGACUUUGGUGGCUCCACUUGUUCUGCCAGACCGUUUCGCCGUGUAUUAG
Messenger RNA from Penicillium diatomitis, 1437 nucleotides. RefSeq names its product serine incorporator domain-containing protein. The record is from RefSeq and is a predicted model, not a curated record. Gene Ontology annotation, cellular component: membrane. The transcript is spliced from 3 exons. Lineage: Eukaryota; Fungi; Ascomycota; Eurotiomycetes; Eurotiales; Aspergillaceae. The coding region runs from base 1 to 1437 and encodes 478 amino acids.